CAUCUCUUCCCUCCCCCCAUAUAUACAUAUAGAUCAAGAUAAUCCUGAUUCUUCCAGACCUCCGAUGGCCAUCAAAGAAGAGUCUUACAUUGAGUCCGAUGACCGUGGUGAGGAGGACUAUGGGCCAAGUGACGAAGAGAGUGACUCAAACUCUACCACGGAUAAAGACGCUGAGCCAAAGAAGCCGAAAAGAACAAGGACAGCUUACAGCAACAGCCAAUUGGACCAGCUGGAGUUGAUAUUUGCCACCACACAUUAUCCUGAUGUGUUUACUAGGGAAGACCUUUCUAGGAGACUUGGCAUUAGAGAAGACAGGAUUCAGGUUUGGUUUCAGAAUCGUCGUGCUAGGUUCCGAAAACAAGAGCGUACAGGAAGCAUCAGCUGUAGAAGUCGCUAUCGCCAAAAACGACUCGAGAAACUCCAACACAACUUCAUGCCUUCCUCUGCUGGCUACCCGCCCACACACUACCCACCAAGUGUCGUGGGUGGGGGAAAUACCCUAAGCCUAGUUUCAUCGCCAAGUGUCUCAACCACGUCUCCAGUUUCUUAUGAUUUCUCACAGAGUCAAGGGUUCUCGUUUCAGACCUCGUUUUAUCCUGUCACGCCAAAUUAUCGUUCUUAUUCCACUGGGACCGCUUUUCAGUAUCCAGGGGGUCUGGCGUCUCUUUUUCAAACUGCCCCCUUCGACUGCCGAGGGAAAGUAGAUGGGUCAUAUUACAUUUAGCUCUCAUUACAUUUUUC
Messenger RNA from Amphimedon queenslandica, 741 nucleotides. Its product is annotated as paired mesoderm homeobox protein 2-like. Gene Ontology annotation, molecular function: RNA polymerase II transcription regulatory region sequence-specific DNA binding; DNA-binding transcription factor activity, RNA polymerase II-specific. Bases 65 to 724 code for a protein of 219 amino acids. The record is from RefSeq and is a predicted model, not a curated record. The transcript is spliced from 2 exons. NCBI's taxonomy places the organism in Eukaryota, Metazoa, Porifera, Demospongiae, Haplosclerida, Niphatidae. Gene Ontology annotation, biological process: regulation of transcription by RNA polymerase II.